UUUUUUUUUUUUUUUUUUUUUUUUACAGAGAUGAUGGGUAUGAAGAUGGUACGUGGAAAAGCUUGGAUCGCAGGUUGCAUCCUGGUUGUGCUGGUCACAUUUUGUGGGCGAACUGCUGACUGCCAGAAUCAAAACCAAGGCUUGAAAGAGCUGAGACUCAUUGUGGUCGGAAAAACUGGAUCAGGAAAGAGUGCCACUGGAAACACCAUCCUGGGACGUACAGACGCCUUUAAAGUCGAUGCAUCACCUGAAUCUGUGACUGGUAGCUGUCACAGACAAGAGGUAGAAGAUGGUGACAGAAAGAUUGUCGUGAUCGACACACCAGGGCUGUUUGACACAAGCAAAACACAAACAGAAGUGAAAGGUCACAUUGAGAAGUGUGUUAGACAGUCAGUUCCUGGCCCCCACGCUUUUCUGUUAGUGCUCAGUCUGAAAUCAAGAUUCACACAAGAGGAGAGGGACACCGUGAAGUGGAUCCAGGAUAAUUUCGGCUCAGAUGCUUUAAUGUACACCAUAGUCCUGUUUACUCAUGCUGACUUACUGGGAAGCAAAUCUGUGGACGACUACGUGGCAGAGAGUCUCCAUCUAAAACGACUGAAAAACCAGUGUGGAGGAAGAUACCAUUCGCUCAUCAACGACCAGAGAGCAAGCAGAUGCCAAGUCAGAGAACUUUUAGAUAAGAUAGACAAAAUGGUGAAAGACAAUGGAGGAAGUCACUACACUAACGAGAUGUAUGAGGAGGCCCAGAGGAAAUUAUGGGAGGAAGAAGGCGCACACAGAAAGAUUCCUUGGUGUAAAGUAUCAAAUAUUGUUUCCACAAUAGCUGCUGUUGGAACAACGUGGUUUAUGCCACCUGUAGGAUUCAUAAUGGCAGGAGCAGUCAAAGCUGCUGAAUUAGCUUUUUGUUAAAACCUUGUGACGAAAAGAGAAAGGUGGAAGAAGCUAUAAAUAAUGUCUACGAAUAAGCCAAAUAAUAGAUUUAAUUAGUCUAUAAUAAAAGGCCUGUCAGUUUCAUCUUAAAAUAAUAAAAAAAAUGAUUAUGCAUGCUUUCCGUUUAUUAGACAUGUGCUUCAUGCAUCAUUUUCUCUGUGUGGUAUUGGCUGACAAUAAAAAAUAUUUUUCACAACAAAGUCUGAAAUGCAGAUUCAUUCUUCUGACUUUUAUUUCCAAUUUUAUGUAUCUACCUAUUUGUCUGCAUGUUUAUGCUGCAGAUUCAGGACAUUAAAUAUCAACCAACAUAGAACCAUCCUCAUUUAUACUGCUGUCUGACAGGUUUUUAUAUU
This is a messenger RNA of Amphiprion ocellaris (clown anemonefish), 1283 nucleotides long. Its product is annotated as GTPase IMAP family member 9-like. Gene Ontology annotation, molecular function: GTP binding. Bases 31 to 909 code for a protein of 292 amino acids. The transcript has 2 exons. Lineage: Eukaryota; Metazoa; Chordata; Actinopteri; Pomacentridae. The record is from RefSeq and is a predicted model, not a curated record.